This is a messenger RNA of Porites lobata, 1680 nucleotides long. The record is from the annotation of a GenBank genome assembly. NCBI's taxonomy places the organism in Eukaryota, Metazoa, Cnidaria, Anthozoa, Scleractinia, Poritidae.
AUGGUUGGGAAAGGUGGGAAAGGAGGCCCCAUUAUUUUUUAUGAGCUAGAACAAGGGGCCGUGCGUGUUAACUUAGGAAAACUGCGUUCACGAGAAGAUGUAGAUCAGAAAUCCAGUGAGCUUGGACUAUCUACUAAUGGAACCGUGGCAAUAUUAAAGAAUCGAAUCGCCACGCACGUUAAGAAGAUCGAGGCAGAAUACCAAGAAAGAGGGCUUUCUCCUACUGCUAUCAAUUUCUGGAAUACUUCCGGCGAGGAAUCUCAGUUUGAGGCACUACACGUCGUAGAUCCCUAUAUGAUCUACGCAGCAUGUAAAAGCAAGCAGCAGAUUUUUGCCGUUACCUGCUCCAGCGACGGGUAUGGGCUUCGAGGAGAGGCGGCAGCAGUUGUAGAGUACCAAAACGAAUGGGGAAACGUCGGAUCGAUGGCCAUCUUAAAUAGUGACAUUUAUAUUUCGCACCGUCAAGGCAUUGAGAAAGUUUCAUUAUCAACAUAUUUAAGAGCACGGAUUAUUUCUUCCGGUCCAGACUACUGUUCCUUGGCUCCCUCCAUUGCGCUUUACAAAGAUGGUUUGGUCUACUCAGACCCGCAAUCGCAUCGCAUUCUGCACUGGAUCAGAAAUGAGGAAAGAGUGAAGGUGUUUGCAGGUACCGGUGCAGAGGGCACCAGAGAUGGCUUGGCUUCGCGUGCUGAAUUCUACCAACCUGCUGGACUUUGUGUGGAAUUUGACCACGUCUUGUAUAUAUGUGAUGCCCGAACCAACUGUAUCAAGGUAUUCACCACUCUGCAUGAAACCGCUGCAUUUCUAGAUGCAGUCGGAAAGAUAUACAAGGCUUUCUCCGUCCACGAGAAGCAUGCAAAGUACGAGCUUUGCAAUCUACAAGAUGCCGUUUUACUGCUUAAAGAAACGUUACAAUAUCUUCGCCGAAACGAGGCCUUGAUUCGCGGUGAAAUCCAAAGCUUGCCAAGGUCCCUUAAUGGACCACAGGGAAAUGUGGCUGAGAAGACAAUAGAGUCUGUUUCAUUGUUGCAGUCUGGCCUUCAGAGACUUUAUGACCUGUUAGCGCCAAUGGGUUACACUUGGACCAACCUCCUGAGCUGCAUGACAUUAGAUGUAGAGAACUAUCACUCUGUGGUCCAUCACAAAUCACCUUUAUGCACUGCCCUUGAAUAUGCCAGGAAUUUCGGAAACGCUGUUAAGGAAAGUGUAAAGAAGACAACAAACUGGGCGGCAUUUUAUUAUACCAACCCAAAGUCGUGGUAUCCCGUUCCAGACCGCGCAGCGGCAUUCAUUGAAAUUUCAUUAGCACCACAACUUCCACCUGGGGUAAUAAGUGCCCAAGACGUCCAGCUUAUGAGGGAAUGGGCAGAUACCUUUGGAGCUGCAGUUCGUCAAAGAACCGUCCGACAAGAAACGACCAUGGCUAGGGCUGGAACGCUCCCCGAUUUCUUGUACGAGAAAGACAUUGUGCCAGGGGAAAGCGUUGACCUAACAGGAGAUGUCGGCCUUCCUGACGAAUAUGAUACAAGUAGCAGUGCGGAAGAAAAAGAAACCGAAGAUCAAGUAGGAGAAGGAUCUGUAAGGGUCGCCACUUUGGAUGGUGAAGCAAACUUCUUGCUUGGAAGAGUGUCUGCAUUUGGUCGUGCUGUUAGAUUUAAUAGCAGGUUUAUGUUUUGUUAA